CUGCUUGCUGAAGUGCCGAAUAUACCUAUUGGUAAACAAAACAAUGGCGGCCAUGUCGCCUGGAAACCUGGUUGGAUGACGGAACUAUUUUCGUCACGCCUCUUUGGAACUCAAUGGCAUAGAAGACGCGGCUUUCUUCUUAUUCAGAUCAUUUCAUAACGAUGUGUCUCCUAUAGCCACCGGAGACCAUACACUGGCGAUUCUUCUUGGAGAAUCUGACGCUUCGCCGUGCGGUUUCCCUUUUGAGUGGGCAGGAAUGGAGGCGGCGCCACUGUAGAUGUUCUUGGUCUGGGGAUAUGCGGAGAGUGGUUGAUUGAUAGGCUGCUUUAUGAUCGUUGUCCGUUAGGUUUCAAAUCCAAGCCUACUUCUCUCGGAAACGAAAAUUGAAGCUCGGUCACAACAUUGUCAUGCUCCUCAAGGUCUGCUCGACAUAGAAUAGUUUGACCAUAUUGAAGAGGUAAUUCUGAGCAACUGGACCUUGUGAUUUUGAAAAGGGGUCCACCUUGACCGUUAUUCGACACCUCACAUGAAAAAAGUGAGCCGGUGUGGAUUAACUUACGCCGGAAAUUUAAAUUGGUGGAUAAAAUGUCAUGUGAUUUUAAAUUGCGAUAUGAAAAGGAGGUAGGGACUCUGUUUAGGAGAUUUUAUGAAGAUAACAUGAACAGAAAACCUAUUGAGGAAAUAGAGAAGGAGCUUGAAGAGAUUCUAACUUCAACUGAAAUACCCAAAGCACCCUGGGAAACAGGAAUCUGCAAUGUAUGUGGGAUUAAUAAAGAUGAUGGAAAAGUACUUAUUUGUGAUAGGUGUGAAGCAUACUAUCACACAUACUGUUUGACUCCCCCUCUUUCUCAAAUCCCAAAAGGCAACUGGUUUUGUCCCAUUUGUGUGCCACCUCAGCAGGACAACGAAGCAGGUCUUGAAAAUAUUUUACAAUUUGUUGAUAAAAAUUGUGAAGAAAAUAUUAAGCUUUUGGAUAUAGCCACUGCCUUGAAGGAAAAAGAGUAUUGGGAAUUAGAUGCAGAUAAGAAAACCUUCUUGCUCAAGUUUCUAUGCGAUGAGUUAUUGAAAACCAGUCUUAUCCGUACGAAUGUGAAAGAGCCAGUUGUGAAUGUGAUGCAACAAAAACAUUCCCUAAACGAAACGUCAACGAAUUUGAAAGAGCCAGAUGUUAAUCAUGAAGAGCUCUCUUUACGCAAUGAAUUUUUAGGCAUCGACUCCGAUAACAGAUUCUAUUGGGUAUUCCAAAACACAAACACAAGCACACAUCACGGAAUUGUCGUCAACGAUACCGGAAUGUGUGAUUCCGAUUCCCGUGCAUGGUGUUUAUUCCAAUCCGACGAACAAAUCAAGAGUCUCAUCAACUACCUUAAACGAAACGAUCCGAGUAGAAGAGAAUUGAGAAAUUCGAUCUCAAAGUGGCAAAAGUCAAUCACAAAACAUGGUCAACAAACGGGAGCAAAUUUCGUCAAGGGCGAAACGGUCUUUUCGCAUAACAACGGACUUGCUACAAAGGCAAGUGAGUUGCUGGAGGCGAAAUACAAUACAGAUCCGGAUUCAGUGAAGAAACCAAGAAGAAAGAACAUGGCAAAAUGGCAUAGGUGUGAAUGUUUGGAACCCGUUUUGCCAUGUAGAUACCACUGUGUUAAAUGCCAUGAAACCUUUUUCACAAAUGUUGAAUUUGAACAACAUAAGAAGAACAAGUGUGAUUGUGGUUUGGAAUUGGAUUUGUUGAAUCGACCGGGACCCGGUCGACUCAGCCUUGGUUGUGAUUCAUUAAGAUGGUUGAAGAUGAAUCUGUUGGACAUGGAAGCUGCACUUCCCGAUGGAGCAAAAAGAGGGUCUAGGGCAAGUUCUGAAUUGAGGCCUGAAUGGUGUGCAUUUGUUAAAUCAGCUAAUACCUUGCCCUGUAUCUGAUUUCACACAUGUUUAUAUAU
Lactuca sativa (garden lettuce) is the source of this 1934-nucleotide messenger RNA. RefSeq names its product methyl-CpG-binding domain-containing protein 9-like. The record is from RefSeq and is a predicted model, not a curated record. NCBI's taxonomy places the organism in Eukaryota, Viridiplantae, Streptophyta, Magnoliopsida, Asterales, Asteraceae.